GACUUGUUCUUGUCUUCUCUCUCUUCUUCCAUAUUUUUAACUACCUCUCUCUCUCUCAACCAAGAAGGUCUCUAUCUUCUCGAGGCCAAGCGAGGCCUGGACGACGCUGGCAAUGCGCUGGCCGACUGGAACCCCCGCGACGCCACCCCGUGCAACUGGACCGGCGUGUUCUGUUCCCCUCCCCUCACCCCUUCCUCCGACCCCAUUGUCACCUCCGUCAACCUCUCCGCCAACAACCUCGUCGGGCCCUUCCCCGCCGCCCUCUGCCGCCUCCCCUCCCUUGCCUCCCUUUCCCUCUCCAACAACUACAUCAAUUCCUCCCUCCUGGACUCCUCCCUCCGCCCCUGCUCUUCCCUCUCCCACCUCAACCUCUCCCUCAACAACCUCGUCGGCCCCCUACCCGCCGCACUCGCUUCCCUCCCUGCCCUCCUCUACCUCGACCUGUCGUCGAACAACUUCUCCGGGCCGAUCCCUCCCUCCUUCGCUGACUUCCCUCGUCUCGAACGCCUCUCGCUUGUCAACAACCUCCUAAACUCCGCCAUCCCUUCUUUUCUUUCCAAUGUCUCCACCCUCCGCGAGCUCAACCUCUCCUACAACCCCUUCACUCCCGGCCCCAUCCCCGCCGAGCUCGCCCAACUCCACUCCCUCGAACAGCUCUGGCUCGCCAGCUGCAAUCUUAUCGGCGAAAUCCCCGAACUGGGCCGCCUCGCCAACCUCACCAACUUCGACCUCUCCACCAACUCCCUCUCUGGACCCAUUCCGCCGAGCCUCACCCAACUCUCCAGCGUCGUCCAGAUCGAGCUAUAUCACAACUCCCUCUCCGGGCGCAUCCCUUCGGGCUUCUCGAAGCUCGCCAAUCUCCGUCAGAUCGAUGCCUCCAUGAACCAGCUCGAGGGUCCGCUCCCCGAGGACAUCUUCGACGCCCCUCUGCUCGAAAGCGUCCACUUUUUCGAUAAUCACCUCACCGGCAGCAUCCCCGCCCGCUUGUCUCGCGCUUCGAACCUCGUUGAUCUCAAGCUCUUCCGCAACCGGCUGGAUGGCUCGCUUCCGGCGGAUUUCGGCAAGAGCUCCCGUCUGGUGUCUCUUGAUCUCUCCGACAAUUUGCUUUCUGGGGAGAUCCCAGCGGGUAUCUGCGACCAUGGCGUGCUCGAGGAGCUCCUCUUGAUCGAUAACUUCUUCGGCGGGAGCUUGCCAGAGGGUCUCGGACGCUGCCGGACGCUCACACGGGUCCGACUCACGAACAACCGGCUCUCCGGCGAGGUCCCGGCCGGCAUGUGGGGCCUGCCCCAUAUCUGGCUUCUCGAGCUCAAAAAUAAUUCCUUUUCCGGUGGGAUCUCUCCGGUGAUCUCCAACGCGGCAAACCUCUCCAACCUCGUCAUUUCCGAUAACCAGUUCAGUGGCGGUAUCCCAUCGGAAAUGGGAGCUCUGUGCAAGCUAUAUGAGUUCUCCGCGUCGAACAACCGGCUGACGGGGCCCCUGCCGUCGUCGCUUGGCAACUUGGCGGAGCUCGGCCAGCUUAACCUCCGCAACAAUUCCCUUUCCGGAGAGUUGCUCAGAGGAAUCGAAUCAUGGAAAAAGCUCAGCGAGCUGAACCUCGCUUAUAAUGACCUCGCCGGUGGGAUACCGCAGGAGCUCGGCGACCUACCGGUGCUCAACUAUCUCGACCUCUCAAACAACAUGCUCACCGGCGAGAUCCCUGUCCAACUGCAGAACCUGAAGCUCAACCAGUUUAACGUAUCCAACAAUCAGUUGUCGGGAUCUCUUCCUCCCUUGUUUGCGAACCAAGUCUACCGCAAUAGCUUCUUAGGCAACCCUGGACUGUGUGGGGACUUGUCGGGGUUGUGCCCUGCUUCGGAGGGAAGCAGGGCUCGCCAUGGUUUCGUCUGGUUGCUCUGGGCGAUCUUCAUUCUCGCGGCGCUGGUCCUGGUCGUUGGGGUGGCGUGGUUCUACUGGAGGUAUCGGAACUACCGGAGGUCCAAGCUGGGAAUGGACAAGUCUAAGUGGACGCUGACCUCGUUCCACAAACUAGGAUUCAGUGAGUAUGAGAUCCUGGACUGCCUCGACGAAGAUAACGUGAUCGGCAGCGGGGCCUCCGGGAAGGUAUACAAGGCGGUCCUCAGCAAUGGAGAGGCAGUUGCGGUGAAGAAACUCUGGGGAGCAUCGAACAGGGAUGCGGACAAUGUAGAAAAUCAGAUAGUUGAUGACCAUUUCGAAGCGGAGGUUGCGACUUUGGGAAAGAUCAGGCAUAAGAACAUCGUGAAGCUAUGGUGCUGCUGCACCCACAAGGAUUGCAAGCUUUUGGUCUAUGAAUACAUGCCAAAGGGAAGCUUGGGGGACAUGUUGCACAGCAGCAAGGGAGGGCUUCUGGAUUGGCCGACGAGGUAUAAGAUUGUAGUGGAUGCGGCGGAGGGGCUCUCCUAUUUGCAUCAUGAUUGUGUGCCACCGAUCGUGCAUAGAGAUGUGAAGUCGAACAACAUCCUGUUGGAUGGGGAGUUUGGAGCACGGGUGGCAGAUUUCGGGGUUGCAAAGGCAGUGGAAGCGAUCGGGAAGGGGCCAAAAUCUAUGUCAGUUAUUGCGGGUUCAUGUGGAUAUAUCGCCCCAGAGUAUGCUUACACUCUUCGGGUGAAUGAGAAGAGUGACAUAUACAGCUUCGGUGUCGUCAUUCUGGAGCUCGUGACAGGGAGACUCCCUGUGGAUCCAGAGUUUGGGGAGAAGGACCUGGUGAAGUGGGUAUGCGGCACAGUAGAUCAGAAGGGUGUGGAACAUGUGAUCGACCCUAAGCUUGAUGUGUGCUUCAUGGAGGAGAUCCAAAAGGUCCUCAAAAUAGGCCUUCUUUGCACCAGUUCUCUCCCCAUCAACCGCCCUUCUAUGAGAAGGGUGGUGAAGAUGCUGCUGGAAGUGAGUCCCGACAAGGCUAAGCCCGAGAAGAGGGAUGGAAAACUCUCCCCCUACUACUACGAAAUCGCAUCCGAUCAGGGGAGUAUUGUUUGAAGACGAAGGCUUUUCAUCCUGGCUGAUGUUGGGAAGCUUCAUUUCAGUUUCCGUCCAAGUUUUCUGUAAUUUGCUUUCAAGGAAAGUGAUUCAACUUAUCCGGUGGAAGACUUAUGAGGCAGGUAAGAAAUAUUGUGAACGGAUUCUCCGUAUGCUCCUUUUCUUGUAGCUCAUGGAGCUCUGAAGGAGGGGAAAAAAAAAAAAAAAAAGACACUUCCUUUAGGCAUCAUGCUAUUUGCUACUUUGUUCUGGUUGCUGCUGGCACAGGAUUCGUGCCACCAGUCAAGUGUUAAGCAACCUUAGAUUGUACAAUCUGUUUGAAUUCUUGAAUGACGCCAUGUGUGAAAGAGUUGGAAUGGCAUUCACUUU
This is a messenger RNA of Elaeis guineensis (African oil palm), 3360 nucleotides long. RefSeq lists its product as uncharacterized. The record is from RefSeq and is a predicted model, not a curated record. Gene Ontology annotation, biological process: protein phosphorylation. Lineage: Eukaryota; Viridiplantae; Streptophyta; Magnoliopsida; Arecales; Arecaceae. Gene Ontology annotation, molecular function: protein kinase activity; receptor serine/threonine kinase binding; ATP binding.